AUGAUUUUAUUUGAUGAGAGUUUUAUAGAUCCUUCGCCAAUCAGGGUGGGUCAGGUGAUUGUGUCCCCUGUUGAAGCUUUUGGCCAUGACGUGCAUGCGUCAGGUCAUCAAUUCCAAUUCGCAACCUUUCGUCGACCCAAUCUAUCUCAUUCGCCCAUUGAAAUCCUCGAAAUCCAACAAUGGGCGCCUUCCAUCGCCCUCCCCGAUGAAUCGAUGGCUUCCCCAGCUUCCCUGGCCGGCCCGUCGCGUCUGAACGCCGAACCGCCUAUUCACAAGAAACCCCGAAACUCCAAAGCCCGUCGCAACGGUUAUAGCUCGCUAGGAAUUACAGAAGAAUAUGACACGCAAGGGUCAGUCGGUAGCAGCCACCGUGGCCAGCGCGCACAAUUAUCGAGUGAUGACAGCGACGCGACGCCGUCCAGCGGAGACGAGUCUCUGGCCGAGAGCGAGGCGCAUAUGAAACUAUUGCCGCUAAAAAUGGAUUCGAAAUCACGCAGUGCUCAAUACUCAGCCCAUCAAUCUACCCCUCGACAUGACCCAAGCCCUGCCCCAAGUAACGGCUCGGCGGAACCGCGCGAUGUGGGCAAGCGCAUCGAGCAAGUCUUGCAAACGGAAGACGCUUUAGACAUGGAAGAGGGCAACCCCCUCACUGCCGCAUUCGAUCUUAGUGAUGAUGACAGCGAUGACUAUGGCCUUCCAUCAAGCAAGACCCAUCAAGGAACGCGGAGGCACAGCGAUGGGUUUACUUGUGGCUCGGGCUGGAGGCCGCCAUUCCGCAUGCAAAAAUGGUGGCAUGCUUUUCCUUUUGCCGUCAUUGGACUGCUUGUUAUGUGGCUCGCGGCCAAAGGCAUAGGCUGGACCUUUGCUAAGACGACUGAAGUCGAAUAUCGUUCUAUGCCAUGGUACCCUACUCCCCGCGGAGGGACGAGUGUUAAGUGGAAUGAAAGCUAUAGCAAAGCACAGGAUCUUGUAAAGAGGAUGUCUCUGACCGAGAAAGUCAACGUCACUACUGGCAUUGGCUGGGAGAUGGGCCCUUGUGUUGGGAAUACUGGUCCUGCCGAGCUGGUCGGGUUUCCUUCUCUUUGUCUGCAGGAUGGACCGCUUGGGCUUCGAUUUGCAGACAACAUUACCGCGUUCCCCGCAGGUAUUACCACCGGGGCUACAUGGAAUCGCGAGCUUAUGCAAGCCCGAGGCGCUGCAUUGGGACAGGAGGCACGACGGAAGGGCGUGAACGUCCUCGUCGGCCCAUCAAUGGGACCCCUUGGAUUGAUGCCCGCCGGUGGUCGUAACUGGGAAGCUUUUGGGUCGGACCCUGUCCUGCAAGGCAUUGCCGCAGCGGAGACGAUUCGCGGUAUCCAGCGUCACGGUGUGAUGGCGACUGCCAAGCACUAUGUAUUAAACGAGCAGGAGCACUUUCGCACACCGCAGGGGGAGUCCACGGCACUAUCUUCGAACAUUAACGACCGGGUGUUGCACGAGGUGUUCAUUUGGCCAUUCGCCGAGAGUGUGCGUGCCGAUGUAGCAAGCAUCAUGUGUUCCUAUCAGAUGGUCAAUAACAGCUACGCUUGUGAGAACAGCAAGCUAUUAAACGGCAUCCUCAAAGACGAGUUGGGCUUCCAGGGGUUCGUGCAGUCGGACUGGCUCGCCCAGCACUCUGGUGUCCACAGUGCAUUGGGUGGACUGGACAUGAGCAUGCCAGGUGAUGGCUUACGCUGGGCUGAUGGAGACUCACUUUGGGGAAGUAGAUUGACCCGCGCAGCACUGAACACAUCCGUGCCUAUGGAGCGACUGAAUGAUAUGGUUACUCGUAUCGUCGCUGCCUGGUACCAUUUUCGCCAGGACUCGUGGGAUCCACCCCCACCGGAGGGACAUGGCGGCCCCAGUUUCUCUUCAUGGACGAAGGAAAGGAUAGGGCGUCUACAUCCAGGGAGCCCAGAUAAUAAGGAUGUUGGUGAGGUCAACAAGUUUGUCAAUGCCGCAAAGAAUGGCACGGAAUCGCAUUCUACAAUCGCCCGCAAGGUCGCUGCUGAAGGCAUUGUUCUUCUGAAGAAUGUGAACAACACUCUUCCACUCUCUCGCGAGGUCUCGAGCGCCAAUGGAAAAUACAGGAUUGGGGUUUACGGCGAUGAUGCUGGUCCUGGCCGAGGGCCAAAUGCGUGUCCCGAUCGAGGCUGCAACCAGGGUACUCUAGCUUCAGGCUGGGGCAGUGGUGCCGUCGAAUUUCCCUAUCUGAUCAGUCCAUGGGAGGCUCUUCAGUCUGCCUGGUCUGCAGAUACGAUUGACCUCCAAGGAUAUUUGACAAGUGAUGUUACGCUGCAAGACCUUCAAGACCGGGAUCUGUGCCUAGUAUUUGCCAAUUCAGAUGGCGGCGAGGGUUAUAUUCAGAGUGAAGGAAUCGCUGGAGACCGCAAUGAUCUUUUCUUGCAACAUAACGGGGCCCAGUUGGUCGAGACCGUGGCUCAAAACUGCGGCGGGGGCCAUGGCUCGACCGUCGUUAUAUUGCAUUCCAUCGGCCCUGUCAUACUGGACCCCUGGAUUGACUUACCCGGCGUCCAGGCAGUUGUUUACGCUAAUUUGCCUGGUCAAGAGAGCGGGAACGGUUUAGUGGAUGUGCUAUUUGGUGACGUCGAUGCCAGCGGACGGCUACCAUACACCAUCGGUCGGACGAGCGAGGACUACGGUCCAGGCGCACAGGUGGUGUAUGAGAGCCAUGAUUCCACCCCGCAGGUCGAUCUCAACCAAGGCCUGUACAUUGACUACCGAUAUUUCGACCGCCACAACAUCACCCCACGGUUCGAAUUUGGGUUUGGCCUGUCAUACACCUCCUUCAACCUGUCCGCCCUUCGCAUUGAAUCUCUGCAGAAGAAAUCACGGCUGCCUUCCCCGCGCCCCAAGAACAAAGUCGAACCGCCCUCGUACGACAACCAGCGCAGCAACCCCUUGAGUACCUUGGUGCCGGCCGGAUUCCGCAUGUUCCGCAAAUACAUCUACCCUUACCUCGAGUCCUUAUCCGGCACUGAACCCGGUCCAUAUCCGUACCCAGAGGGAUACAGUGAUGUUCAGCAGCCCUCCGCUGCCGGUGGUGGAAUCGGCGGAAAUCCUUCACUUUUCGAGCCCAUGGUGAGCCUUUCUGUAGAUGUCACCAACACAGGUUCCCGAACCGGACAAGAGGUGGUGCAAAUCUACGUUUCGUUCCCGAAAGACAUCGCAGAGCACCGUGGUCUGGGCUGGUCCCGCGAAACCAUCGAUUUUCCUGAGCGUGCGCUUCGGAAUUUCUCCAAGGUAUCUUUGCAACCUGGUGAGACUGCGAUGGUCAAUAUGACUCUGUCGCGUAAGGACCUCAGCUACUGGAGCGUUCGCGCCCAGAACUGGCUGCUUCCCACCGAGGGCAAGUUUCGCAUUUGGGCGGGCAGAAGCUCAAGGGACCUACCGCUUGUCGCGGACUACUUCUGGAUCGGCGGCAAGGCGCAGACAUACUGCCCGGAGGUGGUGAAGGGCUGCCGCCAGACAAACGACACUUUGAUCUCCGGCCAGAACAGCCUGGACGUCGAGGUCCCUGGAGGCCAGCGCAUCUACGUCGACCCAAAGGGUGCCCUGCGCUUCACCACGCCGCACUCGGCCUACGAGCCGGCCGGCUCCUCGGAUGGUAUUUUCAAGUAUACCACCGGCAAGCAGUUCGGUCACUGGACCUACACAGGCCAGGGUGCCUCGGGCUUCAAGGCUUGCCUUGUUGCGGCUAAGAACACCACUCAGUCCGCUUGGGAAUAUGUUUGA
This is a messenger RNA of Penicillium alfredii, 3774 nucleotides long. RefSeq names its product beta-glucosidase. Lineage: Eukaryota; Fungi; Ascomycota; Eurotiomycetes; Eurotiales; Aspergillaceae. Bases 1 to 3774 code for a protein of 1257 amino acids. Gene Ontology annotation, molecular function: beta-glucosidase activity. The record is from RefSeq and is a predicted model, not a curated record. The transcript has 5 exons. Gene Ontology annotation, biological process: glucan catabolic process.